AUGACUUUCCAGGAGUAUAAAUCUACUCCUAUAGAUAUACCAAGAAAGCGAAAGCACCAUCACCAAGACCAUGACGGCAGAUCUGGUCAAUGUAAUCCUCGAAUUUUUCGAGAAGAUAAGGAAGACCACUCAGCGGGAUUUUCAAAAUACCGUAGCAUCAUGUAUGAAGGGGAUACAGCGGUAGAGAGUCGACUAAAGGAGACAAGUCUCGGGACUGAAACGCGCAGAACGAACGGCGAAAGGCUGGGCAGUGUAGAAUUUGGUGGAAGUUUAAGUCUGGCGAAAGAUAUCUUGACUAGUAUGGACAAUGAGGAACUCGACGAAGGCAUAAUGGCGGAUACCGAAGAUAUUAAUGAAUCAGCCUGGAGGAAACAUCAAUCGAGGUGGUGCAAAAACAAGCAUAAAUUGAAAGUGGCUAAGACGAUUGAAGUGAGACCUGCAGUCAUUACUGAUAUGGAGACAUGUGGUUGA
Molecule: messenger RNA, 471 nt
Organism: Botrytis fragariae
Lineage: Eukaryota; Fungi; Ascomycota; Leotiomycetes; Helotiales; Sclerotiniaceae
Exons: 2
Coding region: 1-471 (156 amino acids)
Source: RefSeq, a predicted model, not a curated record